Molecule: messenger RNA, 3221 nt
Organism: Oryzias melastigma (Indian medaka)
Lineage: Eukaryota; Metazoa; Chordata; Actinopteri; Beloniformes; Adrianichthyidae
Gene: ttc14
Product: tetratricopeptide repeat domain 14
Exons: 12
Coding region: 465-2759 (764 amino acids)
Molecular function (GO): protein binding; nucleic acid binding
Source: RefSeq, a predicted model, not a curated record
UUUUCAGUGUGACACCCAGUGCGCCUGCGCAUUCGUCUCGUGCAGUUAGCUACCUUCGGAUGCCUCAGUAAACUUGUGUUCUAAAGCUUAGAAAAUAUACCUACGGUUAUCGUGGUCGUAGUUUUGGAUGGAACAUUAUUACAAUACUUAAAGUCGUCAGUAUAUUAUCUUUUAACGCUGCAUUUUCACGUGAGACGUUAUCUCAGACGCGUUAGCCUCAUUGUUGUGUUAGCUUGUUAGCAGAACAACCCAGAACAAUUACAAAGUUCCGAUCCAAAACAUUUCCUUAAUAUAUUCUUUAUGAAAGCUAAUUAUAUUUUUUAAAAUACACAUUUUGUGAACAAACUAUCCAUUAACCUUUUAAAAUUCGCCUUUUUUUCUCCGAUUUUGUGUGUGUUACGUUUUGUACCCACCCAGCGGCUAAGAAUGUAUUCUUCGUUUUGAAGUAUGUGACAGAGGAGAGGAUGGACAGAGACUUGUUGAGGCAGUGCCUCGUGUAUCAUGGAGAGUCACUGUUCAGUAAACUUAAAUGUGAACAAACCGAAAACCCAGAUUUCCAAGCGGUGGUAUCGGAUCUGUGCAAAGCUACAUAUGAAAGGAAGGUGACAGAGAAAUGCAGCUCACUGGUGGAGCAAUUCAUUGCCAGAAAGGCUGACAUUCUGUUUAGCCCUGAAUGGAGGACUGCCACCCCUCAAGAACAGGAUCAUGAGGAAGAGGAGGCUGCAGAGCCCUAUGCCACCAUGCCACCGCUGGAGUUAUUCAUGGAGUUGUCGUAUGAGGAGAGAAGGACCAUGAUCUACAGGGAUCUCGAGAAAGGGGACGUAGUGGUUGGAAGGAUCAACAACAUUCGAGAAUACGGCUUCUUUCUCACUCUGAUUUGCAUGGCCGGCGGUUUGAAGAGAGAAAUAGAGGACUUGGAGCUUUCGGCUCUUUGUCAUGUGAGAGAAAUUCCCUCCAGUGGCAGCCACGAUGAUCCGUUGUCCUAUUAUCAGAUCGGAGACUUCAUCAGAGCUGGAGUGAAAGACAUCGAUCGCUACCAGGAAAAGAUCACAGUGUCGCUUCAUCAGGCCUCUCUCUGCCCCGCCUUGAAGCACAUCAAACUGGGUGUUAUUACCCAAGAAGAGAUGCCUAUACACUACAGUCGAAGUGUUUGUGCUGCUGCUGAUUCCAGAGAAACAUAUGCAUGUAUUUUGAAAAGUUGCCAUGGUUACCAGAACCCCUCUGUGGUGGAGUACCUGCUGGAGAAAGUAGGAAUUAGUGACAGGCACCCGCCUUCAAUGAUGCGAGGACUGCAGAGUAAACUGUUUCAAGAGGAAGAUUUUGCUUCUGCCAUCAGGAAGAAGCAGUCUGCCUCCUGGGCCUUAAAGUGCGUUCGAGCCGGCGUGGACCACUUCAAACAUGGCCGUCAUGUUGAGGCCAUGAAUGAGUACAACAAAGCCUUGGAAAUUGACAUGAACAAUGUGGAAGCGUUGGUGGCAAGAGGAGCUUUGUAUGCAAACAAAGGCGGCCUCCUGAAAGCCAUAUCAGACUUUGAACUCGCUCUGGAAAACUGUCCAGAUCACCGCAACGCCAAGAAAUACCUCUGCCAGACGCUGGUGGAGAGAGGAAAACAGCUGGAAGAACAAGAAAAACUGGUGACAGCAGAGGGAAUCUAUCGCAGAGCGCUGUCUCUGGACGACUCGAACCCCGAGGCGAAGGAGGCUCUGCACAACAUCACUGACCUGAUACAGAAAUCUAUCCGCCUGCGAGAGGAAGCGCUUGCUAAGGAGCAAGUCAAAGCUAAGACCAGUCAGACCAGCGCUGAGAAAUUGCGUAAGAUCUUAAAAGAGGAGAAGAGAAUGAAGAAGAAGAAGAAGCGGGCGGCCUCUUCCUCCCCAUCCUCCUCGUCCUCUAGAUCCUCCUCCUCACGGUCAUCCUCGUCACGCAGGAGAUCCAAGAAGAAGAAAAAGAAGCGAAGGAAGUCGGACCGCGGAAGCAAGCGGCACCGCCGGAUCUCCUCCAGGGAAAGCAGGAAGAGUGAGGAGGGUAAGAGCGAGAGGGACAGGAAGGAGGACGAGGAGGUGGAAUGGUACCCCGAGCCCCCCAACACUUCCGCCACUUUCCUUAACCAGACAGGUGGGCCGGUGUUCGGAGGGGAGGACGAGGUAGCGGGGAGGGAAGCUAGGAGCGCCGGUCAGUUGAAUUCUGUCUCGGCAGCUUCAGAUGAGGACGACUCUGACUCCUCACGCAAGAGGAGGACAGACGGGCAGAGCAGGAGCCCACCGGGAGACCAGGGGAGAGGGAGGAGCAGAGAAAGGAGGAAUUUGAGCAUAGAAGGAGGGAGGGAAGAUUACAGGAAAGACAGAAAAGACGACGAAUCCAAGAGGAGACGCAGCUUUGAGGAAAAUCAAACGAGACGGUCAUCCUGCUCAUCAGUCGAGGUGGAGCACUCCCGCAAAUCCAGCUUCCUAUCGGAAUAUUCGGGAAACUCCAGAAAUUUGGAAAGAAGAAUAAGCCACGACUCCUCCUCGAGGACCUCCUUCGACGGUGGUAGGUACGAGAACAGGGGGAAGAAGGAAGAAGAGGGAGCAGGAAAGGAGAGGUCAGAGGACGAGGGCCACACAUCGGGACGUGGGAAGAUCAACGCCGGCAAUCAGAACGGACAGAGUGGGACGGGGCCGAAAAAAGAACUCCCCGCAAACCUGCUGGAGAUCUUUAACCAGAUCGCACAGUUUGAGAAAGAAAAAGGGAGUCAAGCCAAAGCCACCAAUCCAAAAUAAAACAGAAACGUUUGUUCUGUGAAAAAAAAUAAGACGUAAAUCGCCAAAUCAGUUCAUGUCUCCAGUCUACAGUGUUGGGUUAAAUACAUUAUUUUUUCUGGAAAAUCGAGUAAAAAAUGUCAAAACCUGCAUCUUUUUUUUCUUUAAAUUACAUUCUUAGAACAUAUAAAACUAAUGAAACCAUUUUACAAGUUUGAAAUCGCAUUCAUUGAACCUUUCACAUGCACGUUAUUGUUUACAAAACACGGCCCCAGUGUUAGGAAGAGGCUGUCUUAAGAAAACAAAAAAGAAAACUGCCUUUUUUUCUUCUCCAUGUGCCAUGAUGUGACGUCUGUCUUUGGUUUGUUAAACAUCUUCAGCGUCUCAGCUUUGCAGAUCUAUGUGAAGGUUCGCAUGGUGUAAAUUUCCAGCUGUAGUGAUUACCUGUGAGGUCGCCUAAUAAAGCGCUUUGGAAACUUGAAA